This is a messenger RNA of Adineta steineri, 1056 nucleotides long. Lineage: Eukaryota; Metazoa; Rotifera; Eurotatoria; Adinetida; Adinetidae. The record is from the annotation of a GenBank genome assembly.
AUGUAUACAAAUUAUAUUCUAUUUCUAAUAAAUAUUCAUAUCUUAUAUGCCGACGAUACAUCAGUAACUCACUUGUAUGGAAGUGGUACUGAUUCUAUUCCAGCUACCCCUAUUGAAUUACGUGGUAUUUAUUCAUCGAUUGCUUCUACUUUUCGUUGUGAUCUAUUAUGUCAUCAAGAUCCACAAUGUCGUACAUUUGUCUUUGAUUUACCUAUUUGUAAAUUAUAUGAAGGUUCUUCAAAUACUGGUUUGAUUGUUAAUUCAUCUUCUACUGGUCGUAUCGUUGGUAGAAUAAUUUAUCACAACAUUAAUUUAUCAUCGACUUACAAUCAAUCUUGUAAUCAUUGUUAUUCUGAUCGAUAUCUUGUAUGCAGAAAUAACACAUGCCAAUGUCCUCUAAGUACUUUCUGGGAUAAUAAAAGUAAGUGUAUCAAUCAAUUGUUUGUUGAUUCAAAAUCACCAUGUCAAAAUGAUAAUUGGUGUCGUCAAGAUAUGAAUCUUACUUGUCAAUGUGGUAAAUAUCAAUGUCCAGUGACAACUUAUUGGAUUAAUAAAACCUGUGCACCACAAUUAUUCGCUGGAGCAUCUUGCAAUACAAUGAUACCGAUUGUACAAAUGGAUGUUAUUAAUGGAACUCUUCCUGGUAACUUCUCACAACUUGGAAUUCAACUUAUUAGUACUGGUUCUGAAUGGUUCCGUGCUUUCGAUAAUAAUACUUACAGCUAUUGGAAUGCAAAUAGUUAUGAUGUAUCAGAUUAUCUGCUUGUCACAUUCAAUGAUACAUAUCUACUACAUUCUCCACAAUUAACAGUAUACGGUGAUGGGUGGCAUGAUCCAGAAGCAAUAGAUGUUUACUUAGAUAAAGAAGCGACAUAUUCAGGUCAAUCAUUCGCGUAUCCAGUGAUUACAAAUCUAAAUUAUCUCGCUUUUGCACCAAAUCAAUUCAAUAAUUCAAUCAAACCGUUAGCAGCUAAAGAAGUCAUGAUCAAUUUUGAACGACUCAGUAUUAAUCAAAUCUGGCUAUUUGAACUGUCAUUCUUUGGAGGCUUAUAUUAA